GUUCACUGUUCCCGCCAACUAAAACGUAUCCAUGAAGCCUUGGAUUUCAGUUUUUAUCUUUCUUAGUGUCUAUACGGUGCAGUCAUCAGGCAAAAAAAAGGAUGAACAGUAUGGACGUAUCAUAGGAGCAGAGAACUUCGAAUUCGAAACCAGUACAGGAUUCUUGAAGAGCGUUGAUGAUUUCCUCAAGGUGCAGUUGACCCAGUUGGGUGUAGAUCUAGAUGACCUGCAAAAAGCCCUACAGGCGAAAAUUCGAAGCGCCGAAAAAACUUUUGGAGAUCGUGAAUCUUCUACUCUGACGGACCUUGCGGCGCUGCACCAGAAAUAUCAGAAACCUUUCGACGAAAACAAGAAUAAAGGAGACCUCUAUGAAUGUGAAUUGAUAGCAUACUCUGAGUUGCUUGCUAGUUCGGGCUAUCUACCGGGGAAAACAAAAGCUUGCCGGAAAGUAGCACAAGAAAGUCUUCAAAUAAUUGCUCCAGAUUUCCACAAAAAUAAUGAAAAAUAUGCCGAGAUUAUUAGGGAAGUUGGUGCGAAAAUGAAGGAAUGUCAAUUUCCGUGGAUACCUGACCUGGUGCAAAAGUGUGUUGUAAAACAUGCACUAAAUUUGAAAAAUAAGUCGAAAAUUGUAAGGAUGCAAAUGAAAUCCGACUAUGCAGGCGGGAUUACCUGGCUGAAAUCAGUAAAAUACGCCUUCGAAGAUUGCAUUUCCGGGGUAAUGGACCUCUCUGACCAAAUUGAAGAUGAUGCAUUGGAUGCAAUUUCAAAAUGUUCCAGAAAUGACUAUUAAAUGUUAAUGAAAUCUUACAAGGA
Messenger RNA from Hermetia illucens (black soldier fly), 813 nucleotides. RefSeq lists its product as uncharacterized. Lineage: Eukaryota; Metazoa; Arthropoda; Insecta; Diptera; Stratiomyidae. The coding region runs from base 32 to 790 and encodes 252 amino acids. The record is from RefSeq and is a predicted model, not a curated record. The transcript has 5 exons.